AUGUCCUCCAUCCACUUCAUGUGCUGGCGCUGCGACCAGCCCCUGAAGCUGAAUCAGUCCACGGAGACCCCGGGCCUCGACGCCACCCAAGCAUCUGCGGCUUCCGCGCUUGCCUCAGCUGAGGGGGCACCAAGAGAAACCCAGGAGGGAGGCCCUACCUCCAGGGAGGAGACAGAUAGUGACGAGCUACAGGAUGGUGCCUCUUGCAGGACCCUCCCUGGCGAUGGCAGGAUGUCCGGGGACAGUUCCAACUACUUCAUCCUGCUUGGGAAGCUGAGCUCUGUGAGAACUCUCAAUAGCAUCCAGAAGGCUGCUAGGGACAUUUUUGACAUCCUCUCCAGUGAAAAAGCUGUGAACCAGCCCCUGUGUGAGGACUGUACUGACAAUCUUUUGUUGCAGCUGGACAGCCAACUCGUUCUCACAGCAUCUGAGAGUGAGAACUACCAACGCUUUCUGGAGACCAGGGAGAGGAUGAGUGAGGAUGAGAGGGAGACACUGCAGGAGGAGCUGAAGGGCUUGGAGCUGGAGGAGGCCAGGCUGGUCCAGGAGCUGGAGGAGGUGGACAAGAACCGAGAAAGAGCAGCAGCGGAUCUGAAGGCAGCCCAGGCAGAGACCGAGAUGCUGGACCAGCACGACAGGCAGUUCUGGAGGGACUAUAGUCAACUGAAGUGGCAACAACUGGAACUUCAUGACGAGCUGAGGAGCGUGGAGAACCGGCUGCGGCAUGCCCAGACCCAGCUGGACUGGCUGGAGAAAAUCAAUGUCUUCAGUGUGACGUUUGAGAUCGGGCAUAGCGGCCCCGUGGGCGUCAUCAAUAACUUCAGACUGGGCUGCCUCCCCAGUGUCCCUGUGUGCUGGGAGGAGAUUAAUGCAGCCUGGGGACAGACAGCCCUGCUGCUCCUUGCCCUGUCCAAUACCAUCGGCCUGCAGUUUCAGAGGUAUCGACUCGUGCCCUGCGGAGACCAUUCCUAUCUGAAGUCUGUAAGAGAUGACUCCAUUGAGCUGCCAUUGUUCUGUACCGGGCGGCAGGGUGCUUUCCCGAACGACAAGUUUGACCGGGCCAUGGACAAGUUUGACCGGGCCAUGGUGGCUUUCCUGGACUGCCUGCAGCACUUCAACAAAGAGGCCAAGAAAGGCGAGUCGGGUCUCUGCCUGCCCCACAGGAUUCACGUGAGCAAAGGCCUGAUGGAAGACCCUGGAGGCGGGGGCGCCUUCUAUUCCAUCAGAACCCACUUUAACACAGAGGAGCGCUGGACAAAGGCGCUCAAACUCAUGCUCGUAAAUUUUAAGUGGAGUCUGGCUUGGGUGUCCUUAAGGUAUCGUCAAAAAUAA
Molecule: messenger RNA, 1332 nt
Organism: Equus caballus (horse)
Lineage: Eukaryota; Metazoa; Chordata; Mammalia; Perissodactyla; Equidae
Gene: BECN2
Product: beclin 2
Biological process (GO): autophagosome assembly; autophagy; late endosome to vacuole transport
Cellular component (GO): phagophore assembly site; phosphatidylinositol 3-kinase complex, class III, type II; phosphatidylinositol 3-kinase complex, class III, type I
Source: RefSeq, a predicted model, not a curated record